AAAAUCCUAUGAAAUGGACGAUACUAUAGAGAUUUUGGAGAAAAUUUAGCAAGAGCUUCAACCUCUUGGUAACUUUUCUUUUGAGUCUAUCUCUCUCAUCCAAUUCCUGCGUUUUUCCUGUGGUUCAAUUAAACGGUCGAGGGCCCCUUUGAAAUGGAGGAUUAGCAAAGGAAUUUUGGAGGAUUCAUUUUCCUAAGGAUUUUUUCCUAUAUUGCCCUUUGAUUCAUAGGAAGAUGAUAGGAAAACUUCCAUAGGAUUGCAUUUCUAUGAUCAAUUCCAUAGAAAAAUAAGCAAGAGGUUAGACCUCUUGUGAAACUUUCCUUUGUUGAGGGUAUCAUGUGGUAUAAUCAAAGGGCUCUUCUCUCCAUUUCCUGUGUUUUCAAUUCCUGUAGAAUUAGAAAAACAUACAACUUCAAUUCCUACGUUUUUCAUAUUCCUGUGUUUUUCCUAUCCUGCGUUUCAAAAGGGACCCCAUUCUUAUUUUUUCCUGUGUUUUGUAAUCCUCUAUUUUACACUUAUAUUUCUAUCAAAAUCCUACGUUUUUCCUAUUUCUAUAUUUUCUCAAUCCUGCUAUUCAAAUGGCCCCUUAAUGGACGCAUCCUGCACGACGACGGACGCAGGGCAAUGCCAUAUGUCAGACCGAACCUUUUUUUUCUUUUUCUUUCCCCUUUGGUUCGUGCAAACCAAUCCCUGCCUUCCGUUCUACCGGAGAUCCCCUGGUAAAAUUUUACACCCUAUCACAUCGAAUAUUUGGGCAUAUAUAUGGAGUAUUAAAUAUAAACGAAAAAAAUAACUAAUUACACAAUUUACGUGUAAAUUGCGAGACAAAUCUUUUAAGCCUAAUUGCGUUAUGAUUUCGCAGUUUAAAGACGUAUUCUGUAAUUUGUUUGUGUGUCCAUAUAUCCGAUGUGACACGCCAAAAUUUUACAAAACUACGUCUAAACACAGCCCUAGUAGUAGAUCCAGCCUGUGACUGCGACUUGUGGCCGCUGGUUGCAGUUGCCGUCACAAGUUCACAAGUCAGAACACACCUGCGGCUGCGUACGCUGAGCUCGUUGAUAGAUUUGGGCUAGCCCCAACGUUGACAACAUCCACCGUUCCGGUGGAGUUAGCCGGACGCCUUAAAAUAGAAUAGCCCCGGACGCGGCAACGACGCGCAGAAUCUUGGCCGGUGUGGUGUUGCAGCCAGGAGCCAGAGCCCUCAACCCCGCAGGCGCGCAGCAGCAGUGGCGCGCGCGCGCGGGGCAUCCGUCUCAGGCGGCUCAGGGCAGGUCGGGCGAGAGGGAGAGGAGAUCGACGCGCGGCGUCCCCUCAGCCGGAGGAAAGGUUUUUGGCUGUGACCGUAACAGAUCCAGGCUAAUCCAAUGGAUGACAACAGCAUUCAGCAAUCACUGCUAGCUGAUAACCCUAAUGUGCUGCAGCGGAAGCCGUCAGAAGGAGUAAAUCGGUUUCGACGAUGCAGGUCGACUCCUUCCACGGAUCCUCUUCAAGGCCCCCCUGAAAAGGGCUCAUCAGUUAAAGCCAAGGAGUUAUUCAAGGAGAUGAGGCCAAGUUUCAGACUAGUAGGACUUCUCCUUUUUAUCUAUCUUCUAGUGGGCGUCCUGGCCUUUUAUGCUGUCAUGGAUGAGAUAUCAGGCAAGCGAACAAAUAGAGUGCUUGACGCCUUGUACUUCUGUGUUGUCACAAUGACCACCGUCGGCUAUGGAGACCUCGUCCCAAACAAUGACACAACAAAACUGCUUGCUUGUGCUUUCGUCUUCAUGGGUAUGGCAGUUGUUGCUCUCUUUGUCAGCAAAGUAGCAGAUUAUCUUGUUGAGAAGCAGGAGGUGCUGUUCUUCAAAGCAUUGCACACGAAUCUGAAGGGUGGUGAGACCAAGAUGCUUAGAGCAAUCGAGACAAACAGGAUAAAGUACAAAUUUUACACAAAUGCACUGCUUCUGGUGCUAUCCAUUAUUUCUGGGACCGUAUUUCUGUGGAAAGUGGAGAAACUGAGUCUUGUUGAUUCCUUCUACUGUGUAUGUGCCACAAUCACUACCCUGGGUUAUGGGGAUAAAAGCUUCUCAUCCAAACUGGGACGUGUUUUCGCGGUCUUUUGGAUUAUCACGAGCACUAUCAUCAUGGCACAAUUCUUCAUGUACCUUGCUGAGAUCUACACCGAGCGACGGCAGAAAAUGCUGGCCAAUUGGGUUCUCACACGGAAAAUGACAAAGAUGGAUCUUGAGGCAGCCGAUCUGGAUGAUGAUCGACAAGUUGGUGCUGCAGAAUUUGUUGUGUACAAGCUCAAAGAACUGGGUAAGAUCAACCAAGAGGAGAUUUCUUCUUUUCUGGAGGAGUUUGAAAAGCUCGAUGUCGACCACUCUGGCACUCUCUCCCCAUAUGACCUGACCCUAGCACAAUCUGCUCAGUGAAAACAGAUGCCUUUUCCAUUGAUCUGGUGUUUCAACGGUUUCCUUUGCUUCCGCUAAUUAUCACCUAUACUCUAUCUAAUUGCCCACGGGUAAUUCAGUAAGUAACAAAAGAAAUGAGUGGUCCUUACCUCCUACAUCUAACAUAGUGGAUCAGCUCCUGAACAUGUGUAAGAGACAAGUAUUUGUGAAGUAACACCGAGCUCACACACCUGCAUAUAUGAAAUUCGAUAAGCUACUUUUCAGUCAUUGCAAUGUUUUCGGCUUGUUAUGUGCAAAUGAUAGGUUGUGUGGGUGUAGAUUUCACCUGGAAUUUAAGCAACCUUUCCUUAGUUUUGUUGCCCGUUCUUCUUAACUCCAUAACUGCAACUCUGCAAGGAAAAAAGGCUGAUGAUGGCUGGAGACUAUAUAUGAAACUCGAUAAGCUACUUUUCAGUCAAUGCAA
Molecule: messenger RNA, 2850 nt
Organism: Oryza sativa Japonica Group (Japanese rice)
Lineage: Eukaryota; Viridiplantae; Streptophyta; Magnoliopsida; Poales; Poaceae
Source: RefSeq, a predicted model, not a curated record